AUGAACGACUUUCAUAGCAUUUGCAGAGCCUGUUUAAUACAGAGCAGUGAUAUGUAUAGUAUUUUCAAUCAUGUGGAUGAGAACUUUAACGAAGAGUUGUCAAUUGUUGAAUUUUUGAGGAUUUAUGCAAAGAUUGAGGUGAACGAGAAUGACAAUCUACCGAGAAACCUCUGCAUCCCCUGCUACCUACUCUUAUCUCAAUGCAAAGUAUUUUUCGAGAAGUUCAAAAUGUCUGACCGAAUAUUAAAAAGUUUUAACAAAACCUCAGGUGAUAUUAGCAAUUUAAACAAUGAUCUUACUAACUGUGAUAGUCAAGACUCCUGCAUAGUUUAUGAACCGUACGAAAUAGAAAGUAAUAAUAUAGAUGAUAAUUUAGAGAAUAUAAAUAAUAAUAAUAAUAGUCUAGAUAUUUGUGAUAAUGAGACUGUUAAUGUUAACGUUAAAGACAAUGAUAAUAAUAAUUUUGUUAUCGAUAAUGAUACUAAUGAUAAUAUUGUAUGGUUAAAUAUAAAUGAUGUUUCUACCAGUAAUGAUGUGAUUGUUGUCAAUUAUGAGACUGUGGAAGAAUCUUUAAAAGAAGAUUUGCCCUUGGCAGAAGUCCAAGUAGUUCCAGAAUUGAACAAAAACGAGCAAUGUUUAGAAGAAAAUGAGAAUCGAGAUAUGAUUGUGGCUCUUAACAAUGUAAAUGCAAAGAUUUUAGUGCAGAUUUCUGAUGUUAAAGUCGACAACCACCCCGUCUUCGAUAUAUACUCAACAGACACCACAAAAUAUUUCGGUCAAUAUUUCUAUAUCAACAAAGAUAUUGUCCCCCCAAGAUGCAGGCCUAGAAAAUAUUGCUAUUUCGAAUUAGUUGAGUAUCAAAGAAGUCGAGAUUCUGUUUCUAAACACAAAUUAAAAGAGAACAAAGACGAAGAGAAUAUUAAAUACAAAUGUAAAAGUUGCCACAAAGAGUUCUCCAGUAAAUCUAGACUCAUUAGACAUAACAGAACACAUACAGGAAUCAAACCGUAUCUAUGUGCGGAAUGUGGUAAGCAUUUUACUUCUUUAGGUGGUCUCGAUUUGCAUUACAGAAGGCAUCAAGGGGAGAGGUGUUACAAGUGCCCACACUGUCCUAAAAGUUAUUUAGAAAAGUGCAAUUUAAAGGUUCAUUUAAGAUCUCACACUGGCGAAAAACCAUUUCCUUGUUCUGAAUGUGGUAGAACAUUUGCACGGAAGUUUUUUAUUGGAACUGCAUAUGAGAACCCACACAGGUGAAAGACCCUACAAAUGUCCCACAUGUUCUCGAGCCUUUGCACAAAAGUGUGACUUAACAAGUCAUGUACGUGUACAUACGGGUGAACGACCAUAUGCUUGUGAACAAUGCGAAAAGAGAUAUUCUAAAAGCAGCUCUUUAAAUGUUCAUAUGAAAACUCACGAGAAGUAGAAUCAAAGAUUGGGGA
Messenger RNA from Ctenocephalides felis (cat flea), 1439 nucleotides. RefSeq names its product zinc finger protein 420-like. Gene Ontology annotation, biological process: regulation of transcription by RNA polymerase II. Bases 1 to 1254 code for a protein of 417 amino acids. NCBI's taxonomy places the organism in Eukaryota, Metazoa, Arthropoda, Insecta, Siphonaptera, Pulicidae. Gene Ontology annotation, molecular function: DNA-binding transcription factor activity; zinc ion binding; RNA polymerase II cis-regulatory region sequence-specific DNA binding. The transcript has 7 exons. Gene Ontology annotation, cellular component: nucleus. The record is from RefSeq and is a predicted model, not a curated record.